AUGUCAGAUAUCAUGAUAGAGAAUCAAGAUGAUAUUGUCAAAUAAAAUAUCAUAGCUGAAGGACAUGACUUUGAAAAUUCAUCUGAGCAAAGAUUACCAACUUUGAUGAAUCAAAGUUCUAUACCUUCUCCAGUUCUUAUCUCUGAAUACAAUCCUACAAAUACUGACUUAUUUUUAAAUACUCCAGUACCAAAAGGAAUCACUUUAGAAUGUGAUGUGAAAAUUAUAAAAGGAUGGUUUGGUCUCCACACAUUAUAUAAUUUCUAUCAUUCCAAGACAAAACAACUCCUACUAUAAGUGAGAAAAUAAUAAUGUCCAGGGAGUCACAAGUUUUAGUUGAGUAAAUCAGAAACUGAGCUCGAUCUUGUAGGAACUUUAGAGUCUAAUUUUAUUGGUACAGAAUUCAUUUUAUACUCUAAAGGGCUUUCACACAAGAAUACAAAUGAUUUAUAGACUUUAAGAUAAGAAUUAGCAUUCAUCCAAUAUGAAUAUCAAAUCUUAAAAACUAGAAGAAAUCUCUUUAAAGUAUUCAUUCCUUCUUUAAUAGAAGGUCAACCUUACAGAGUUGUUCCUCAAGAUGAGAAUACAGGAUUAAAAAUAAAAAGGAGAUUUAAAAAUAAAAGAAAUGAUGAAUAUUUUGAAUUUCAAACUUAAGAACCUGUUUGGAGUUCAAAACUUUAAUCAUUUAUACUACCAUUUAACUCUAGAGUAAAUAGUGCAUCUAUUCAUAAUUUUUUGCUUAAUUAAUUGAAGGAGGAUGACAGAUUAAGCAAAGAUAUCGCAAUAUAGUUUGGAAAGUGUGAUAACAAAUUAUUAAACAUUGAUAUCGCUUAUCCUUUCACUCCUUUAUAAGCAUUCUCAAUUAUUAUUAGCUAAUUGGAUAAUAAAUUAUUAGUCUGA
Paramecium tetraurelia is the source of this 900-nucleotide messenger RNA. RefSeq lists its product as uncharacterized. NCBI's taxonomy places the organism in Eukaryota, Ciliophora, Oligohymenophorea, Peniculida, Parameciidae. The transcript has 3 exons. The record is from RefSeq and is a predicted model, not a curated record.